AUGGAGGAGAACAUUAUAGCUAAAGUAACUCACUCAGUACUAGUAACGAUGGCAUUGCUUGGUAACAUCCUAGUCUGCCUUGUCAUUCUGAAAAGCAAGGCCUUUAGGUCGCCACUUUAUCAUCUUGUUGCGAACCUUGCCAUUGCUGAUUUGGUGAUUGUGAUCUCGUUUACGCCAAGGCAUAUCCUGGAAGGACUGUUCCAUCACCCUCAAGGAUUAGUGGGAACCAUUCUCUGUAAGACAAUCACUUCCGAUACAUUCGCCUGGGUUGGGGCAGUUGCGUCUUCAAUAACGUUGGUUGUAAUCGCUUGUGAACGCUUCGCAGCCAUAACUUCUCCUUUUAUCAACCGUUCAAAUUUCACCAUGAAGAAAAUGAAAAUCGUAAUUACUUGUUGCUGGAUAAUACCGGUCAUCUUUAACAUUCCGUUGUUUUGUGUGCGGAAGCUUAAUCGCCAGCGUGGAUUAUGUGAGAGUGACUGGCCCAGUGUUUCAUUUGCUCUUGGUUACAAUAUAGCUUGGUUGGUCAUUAUUGGCUUUUUACCAUUUUGUCUUAUGGCUUUCUUCUAUGGAAAGGUCGUGGCAAAUCUACGCAAUGAGGAUAUACCCAGACGACACACAUCGAUAUCCGUGUUGAAGGCCAGAAACAACGUAACAAAGAUGCUGAUGAUAGUUACAAUAGUAUAUGGUGUCUGCUAUAUCCCAAAUUUAAUUCUAUACGUAGCGUGGUAUGUUUGGGAAGCAGAUCUUAUGUAUACUAUAAACAAAGUUCUUCUCGUGCUAAUAUUAAUAAAUUCAUGUGUAAACCCGAUUAUAUACGCUGCGCAAAACCGUCAAUUUAGAAAAGAGAUGGCCGAUGUUUUGUGCAAAUGCUGUAAAGACCUUCGAAAUCAUAAGAUGGCACUGACACCCUUUAGAGAUUUCAAUCAAAGGAGGGAGACAGCCUGCAGGAACAGAUGUCUAUCGAAUGUCAUUAGGAGCAACAGAGUAGUAGAACUGUCAUUUUACAUUGAUAUGGCAAAGGGAUAUACCUGUGGUAGGCACGCAAAUGGCAAUAACGAAGAGGAAAAUAAUGAAAAGAAUAACUCCACGGUGUCUAAAUACAAGGACCAAUGA
Molecule: messenger RNA, 1113 nt
Organism: Porites lobata
Lineage: Eukaryota; Metazoa; Cnidaria; Anthozoa; Scleractinia; Poritidae
Source: the annotation of a GenBank genome assembly